Molecule: messenger RNA, 2743 nt
Organism: Porites evermanni
Lineage: Eukaryota; Metazoa; Cnidaria; Anthozoa; Scleractinia; Poritidae
Source: the annotation of a GenBank genome assembly
AUGCCUAUUAAUCCUCCGAGGCAGUAUGUCUUUCUUUUGGCUGUUGAAGUCAGUCUGCACUUGCUGCAAAUUAUGCGUCUAGCAAGCACAGGAGACGCCUGUAUGACCGGUGCGUACUAUUUCACCCGUGGAAAAGACAUGGUUGAAAACCACAUCAUUCGAGGUCACGUGAUUGCCAACCUUACAGCUCCAGAGCCUUUAUUCUGCUUUAAAGCCUGCCGAUUGGAGUGUCGGUGUAUCUCGUUCAACUUUAAACAAAGCGCACACCAGGAUAACUGCCAGCUGAACGAAGAAAACAGAUAUACUAACUUCGGUGCUUUGGAUUUUGCGGAGGGAUGGCAAUACUACGAUCUGGUUAUUGACUACAGCAUAAGAGUAAGAGAACAUGUCCUUCUACCACAACCCUUUUCAGGACCCAUAAAUGACGCUCAUUCAUGACUUUUGAUGACAUUCCCCAGUUUUUAUUCGCACGAUGAACAUGACUGAUGGUUUUGUAAAACGUUUUACUUUUCUUUUCGAAUUAGCAUGAUUUAUUCAAACUUGAGAAAUUUCCUUUUAAAAAUGUGCCACUUUGUAAAUCCUGACUUAUACCGCUCGAUGACUGAAUAGUUCAGGCAUUUCAAUUUUCUUAGUAAAGAGCAAUAAAGGGUACAAAAGUUAGAGUGCCAUACCAUAUCAUGUGUAAGUAGAUCAGGCUCUUAAAAUAAUUAUCCAUCUCCACCGGUUUGGCGCUGCUCUUGAAUUAAUCCCUUCCAGGAUUUUCAUGAAGAUUUCUGCAGGGAUUUCCCGCAAGAUUCUCAGCAAGAUCCCUGCCAGGAUUUCCAUCAAGAUUCAAACUUUUGACAUGAAUCUCAGACAUAUUUGACGACACCUUUGUCAAAUCUUUGACCUGAGCGUUGGAUAAAUUUGACGACACUUCUAGCAAGAUUUUGACUUUAAUCUCAGGCAUUAUUUUACCCGCAACUUUGCGUACCUUUGGCUCGAAUUUCAGACAUAUUUGGCAACAUCUUUGAUAGGGGCACGAAUGCUAAUCAAAUAACACCCUUCAAAGGGGAGGUGUAAAGGCGUGACAAAAGCGCCCUAAAUCGCCUGAAGACCAUUAUUUGUCGCGCGUCAAAGGUGUGAAAAUGUGGUCUUUAUCGAUGCUCGGUAAAUCCAUUAUUUCGUCCCCUGGAAGUUGAGCUAAGUAGACCCAUAACUAACUCGACCCUAAGAUCGACGAAGAUGUGAUGUUUUUUGUGCUCAAUGGGUCUAAUAAUUUUCUUGAAUUUCUUUUCAGCCCAAUGUUCCUGCCGUUGACUGUCAGAACGGCUGCUGCGAAAGCAAUCCUUGUCUUAACGGAGGAACGUGUCACGAAACUUGUGACGUCAUCGGCAAACGUUUCAAUUGUGAAUGUGGUCCGCACUCUUAUGGAAAGCUCUGUGAAGCUAGUAAGAGACGUUAUUUUAUUAUUAAAAUGAUAUAAUUUUCUAUACAGCAAUGAAAUAAAGGGAGAACGGGGAGGAGCUUUUGUUGUAGCGAUUUCUUGGAUCGUUUGGGUGGACAAGAGUAAGCUUUAAUUGGUCGAAAGCAACCAAAGGCAACCAUUAAUUAAGCAAUCGUUGUUAAUCUGUACGUUCUGCUUCCACCCAAACAACUCAGAAACUUUGUGUUGAGAGUUUGUACCAUUCUUCCUUUUGUUUACGUAUAGUGACGAUUUUUUCUUAAUUAACACAUUAUUAUUAUUAUUAUUACUAUUUUGGCUUAAAUCGUAUCUGUCUGGCAAAUGUUUCCCUGUUAGAACGAACUGUAUAAAGUACUUCAAUUUUUGAGAGGAAAGUUUACAAAAGAGGUACUAUAACCCACAAGUGCUCUGCGUAACAGGCGCUAUCUAGCCGAGUACGUGGUAAAGAGCGUACGACAGGGACGGCAACCGCGAUAACUGCAGUCUUUUCAGCUUUCAAAGAAGUGCCAAUCCGCAACGUUUUAACCCCUAAAAGGUACAAUGAGCUCUCCCCGUCAUUUUUAAAACGAAGUAUCCCCUACCGAAGAACUUGAAGAAGUUCACUAACAUACUGCUCGAUGAAAACUCGGAAGGCAGAGAAUGGAACACGAAUGGAAUGUGCCAGUUUUGAGCGAUUUAUUACUUUUUUUGAGGUUACAUUCAAUGUUACGGUUCUGAUACGGCAAAACAUUAUCACAAUCCAAAAAAUGUCACUCAUUUAGUGAUUUGUCCAUUAUUAACGUGCAUGCGUGUGUUUAGAGCCGGAAAAAUCUCGUCUUUUCAAGUUUGAAAAAAUGCAGAUGAGCCAUUUCAAAAACCGUCAACGUUCUAUUUGUUUGUUUGUUUUUUUUCGCAGAGACAUGCACUACGCCUGAUUGGUUUUACUUUAAUAACUCGUGCUUCAAAGUGUUCACAGAAGAGGUAUCCUGGUUUGAAGCGCGAAAGUCUUGCACCACUAUCGGCAGUAACCUCAUCUCAAUUCACAGUACAGAAGAAAAUACUUUUGUGCACCAAGAGAAAUCGCUGAUUUCGAUGUCGUCUGCCUGGAUAGGACUGUUCAACUUAAACAGUACAGAUCAUAGCUAUGAGUGGGUAGAUGGUUCCAGGGUGGACUUCAGAAACUGGGGAGAUGGUGAGCCAAAUAACGCUAACAGCGGUGAAAAUUGCACCGAACUGGUUGUGAAAUCGAACGGAAUAUGGAACGAUGAAUCGUGUUAUGUAAACAGGACAUAUAUUUGUGGCAAGAAAUUUAGCCGUUAA